Anolis sagrei ordinatus is the source of this 312-nucleotide messenger RNA. NCBI's taxonomy places the organism in Eukaryota, Metazoa, Chordata, Lepidosauria, Squamata, Anolidae. The record is from RefSeq and is a predicted model, not a curated record.
UUUUCAUAAUUUCACUCAUUUGCAUUAGGAGCAUGUCGGCAACAAGAAAGGAACAUGUCUUUCCACCUACAAUCAAAAAUGCCUGCUUGUGACUUUGUACCUGACAAAUAUGAGUCUUAUCCGUAUGAACGCAUGGUGAAGAUCCGAAAAGAGAAUGUUUCCCCCUCCUUAUAUACUUCUUACAAGAAGCCACUGCUUCUCCAUCAGGGUCAUAUGCAGUGGCUAUUUGACAGUGAUGGACGCAGAUACCUCGAUCUCUUCUCUGGAAUUGUGACGAUCAGUGUUGGCCAUUGCCACCCGUAAGUAUACAAA